Messenger RNA from Lichtheimia ornata, 834 nucleotides. RefSeq lists its product as uncharacterized. Bases 1 to 834 code for a protein of 277 amino acids. The record is from RefSeq and is a predicted model, not a curated record. The transcript has 5 exons. NCBI's taxonomy places the organism in Eukaryota, Fungi, Mucoromycota, Mucoromycetes, Mucorales, Lichtheimiaceae.
AUGAAUCAAUACACGACUUAUUACACGCUCCCCGUCCCCAACAGCACAUCCACUCGCAGCCCUCGUUAUCCAGCUCUUCAUCGUAUUCGUUCCUCGGGUCAUGACCUUGAUAUCUUUGGUAGAACCGUUUGUCGAUGCAGCAUUCCAAAACAAAUGAAGUUUGUGCGCAAGGUGCUUCUCAUUACACUGGGACAAGUCUUGAUCACCUUGGGAUUGGCAACAUUGCUUGUACGCGUGGAUCCUAUCUUUCAGUGGCUACAAAGAAGCCGCUAUACUUGGUGGAUGCCAUUACCACCGACGUUUCUAGUGGCAACUUUGAUUGCAUGGCAACUAUGGAUGCGCUAUUAUCGAUUAUCGUCAACGACUCGUACCAUUAUGCUCGUUUCUUUUUCUCUCAUGCAAGCGUCCAUUAUAUCUGAUAUUGUAUCCAAGUUAUUCUACAAUGAAGGCAUUUUGGUAUUACUGAUGACGAUGAUUGGGUUAUUCGGGAUCCUGCUUUUCACCCUGCAGACGCAACUUGCCUUCUCUGGCAUCGGACCAAUAGCAACGAGUACCAUCACUAUUUACAUGAGCUUACCAUGGCUACGCAGUAUCUUUGACAUGGAUACCUGGAUGCUUUUAUGGCCAAUGCUGCUGGCAGCCACGAUUUGUAUCUAUUGCAUCCUCGAAUUGUACUAUAUCAUGGGCAACGUCACUAUCGAAGAUGUCACUCUCGCCAAUGUGGCCCUAUUUAUCGACGCCAUAUACCCAAUGAGAUGCCUCCAUAACAUAUGCGAGUUGACCGAUCGUGUACAAAUAUUCCCAGAUGUGCUUGAUCCAGGCCCUCAUCGGUGA